UGCGUUGUGGAUGCCGGUAGUAGCUGUGUGAAAAGAGGUUUGGGCAGCUUUUUCCGACAGGUGUGGGUUCUCUAUCCUGUUCAGUGAGUCCACGGAUCAUCUCUAAUUACUAUUGGGAAUAUCACUCCUGGCCAGCAGGAGGAGGCAAAGAGCACCACAGCAAAGCUGUUAAAGGAAAAAAUGGAGGAUACAGAAAGUAAUAAUGAAGAUAUUGUAGCAGAUCUUAGCAGCUUGGACACAUCAGGCAUAACUUGUUCGACUCAAAAUAUUUCCCCAGAAGAGCAAGAUGAAAUUCUUUUCCAUGAAGAAACAAUUGACCUUGAUGCAUCAGAAGAAAAUGUUACUAUCUCUGAAGAUUCUGGUAACUUUCUAGACAAGCUGAACGAUCAGAUGAUGGAAAGCGUAAUUAUUUCCGAUUCUCCCAAUAUCAGUGAAGAUGAUGCUGGGGAUCUUGGCUGCCUGCAGGAUAUUGUUGAUGAGAUUGAAAGCAAUGAAUCCCUUAGAUUAGGGAGUGAAAAUAAUAAAGAAUCUAAUUUGAGCGUUAAUAGCAACUCUGAACAGGAAAUCUCUACAGAGAAUCCAAAUACACAAGUGUUACCAGUUGAAGAUAUGUCUACAGAAUGUGAGGACAAUUCACAUUUAAAAACAGAAGAAAUAAGCAAAAAUGUGCAGACUCCAUUAAAUGAAGCGGAAGAGUCUGUUACACCUGUUAGCAAACCACUUCAAGACGAGAAUAUCCCUGUUUGUACAAUCUUUAGUGAAGCUAAUACACAGCAGCCAAUCUUAGUACAUUCAGAUUUUGAAUCUCAGAUGGUGAAGUCACUCAGUUUCGGAAAUGAAAUUAAAAGCAUAGUAAAGAUGCAGGCCCAGGUUGUCCAGCCCAGUCCAAGCCUGAGCAAUUUUUUCUCUGAUAAUGGUAGUACACAUUCACCAGGCUCUGAUUUUUUUGACUCUUUUACAACAUCAUCUAAUUUUAUUUCUGUGAGUAACCCAAAUGCAGGCAGUAAUGUUCCUGAAAUUAGUCCUGUACCUCGAACACCUGAGACCAUGACUCCACAAGACUUUGCUAGCACCGCAUUUUUUAUUGGAAACCAAUCAGGAGGUUCACAGAGUUCUGUAGAGAUUUCUCAGUCCCCUAAGCCUUUUUCACAGAUUCAGAGUGUUUUUGCUGGAAGUGAUGAUCCCUUUGCUACAGCCCUGAACAUGAGUGAAAUGGACAGAAGAAAUGAUGCCUGGAUACCAUCAAAAGAAACCAGGGACAUUCUAAUCUCUGUAGCAACUCAGCAGUACAGCACUAUUUUUAUUGAUAAAGAAAAACUCACCAUGCCAGGAUUGAAAUUUGACAACAUUCAGGGAGAUGCUGUUCGAGAUCUGAUGAUCCGUUUCCUUGGUGAACAGGCUGCAAUGAAACGGCAGGUUCUUACAGCCAGCUCAGUAGAGCAAACAUUUGAUGGCUUGAAACAACUAAUUAAUAGUAAGAACUGGAGGGCCGCAGUUGACCUGAGUGGGCGACUUCUAACGGCUCAUGGACAAGGGUAUGGCAAGAGUGGUCAACCAACAAACCACACAACAGAUUCUUUACAGCUCUGGUUUGUGAGGCUGUCAUUGUUAGUGAAGCUGGGCCUUUUUCAGAAUGCUGAAAUGGAGUUUGAACCAUUUAAAAACCUGGAUCAACCCGAUCUUUACUAUGAAUAUUACCCCCAUGUUUAUCCUGGUCGGAGAGGAUCUAUGGUACCGUUUUCAAUGCGUAUUUUACAUGCUGAACUCCGACAGUACCUUGGAAAUCCUCAAGAGUCUCUAGACCGGAUGCACAAAAUGAAAAUUGUUUGUCUACAGAUAUUGGAUAACUUGGAAAAAGGACUAGCAGAAGAUGGAAGCAUGAUUACUAUGACUCAAAGUAACAAACAAGCCUCUGUUCAGCUGUGGAAGUCACGUCUGGGCCGGGUGAUGUACUCCAUGGCAAACUGUCUGCUAAUGAUGAAGGACUACGUUCUAGCAGUAGAUACGUAUCACACAGUUAUAAAGUAUUACCCCGAGCAAGAGCCGCAAUUGCUGAGUGGCAUUGGAAGAAUUUUUCUUCAGAUUGGGGACAUAAAAACUGCAGAAAAAUACUUCCAGAAUGCAGAGAAAGUGAUCGAAAAUUUAGCUUCAGCAAAUGAACUACAGAAUAAAAUGAUGGUUCUCAUGAACAGAGCUUUUCUUCACCUUGGACAAAAUAACUUUUCAGAAGCUCACAAGUUCUUCAGUGAAGUUCUGAAAUUAGAUCCUAAGAAUCCAGUGGCUAAUAAUAAUGCUGCAGUUUGUCUGCUUUAUUUGGGCAAAUUAAAGGAUUCCCUCAGGCAUUUGGAAGGACUGGUGCAGCAGGAUCCCAAACACUAUCUCCAUGAGAGUGUUCUUUUCAAUUUGACAACUAUGUAUGAGCUGGAGUCAUCUCGUAGUAUGCAGAAGAAACAAGCCCUGCUCGAGGCAGUAGCUGUCAAAGAAGGUGACAGCUUUAACACUCAGUGUCUGAAGCUAGUAUAAUUGUUUCAGUAAGAGGGACUGGAGAAUCUGUAUAUAUGUCACCUUAGUAUUUAAAUGAUGUUCUGAACUUAAAUGAAUAUUUAAUUAAAUAUGCAAUGCUGUUCUUUUGCUCUAAUAUUGUCAUAAUAAAUAUUUGUAUAUAGCUA
Bombina bombina (fire-bellied toad) is the source of this 2669-nucleotide messenger RNA. It is a transcript of the gene TRAPPC12, whose product is annotated as trafficking protein particle complex subunit 12. NCBI's taxonomy places the organism in Eukaryota, Metazoa, Chordata, Amphibia, Anura, Bombinatoridae. The coding region runs from base 181 to 2523 and encodes 780 amino acids. The transcript is spliced from 13 exons. Gene Ontology annotation, cellular component: Golgi apparatus; TRAPP complex. Gene Ontology annotation, molecular function: protein binding. The record is from RefSeq and is a predicted model, not a curated record.